AUUUGGACACACUUUGUGUUUUGGUUGUGUAUCUGGUGGAUUACCAUCCCAUAUUUUUCUCUGUCUCCUCCACCCAUGGUUCCUCCUGUCCCACCCACCCCAGUUUCUAAUUGGAUUUCAUUACCAUUCCUUUUCAGUUUUUCCCAGCCAGACUCUCUGAACGGGAGGAACAGCUUCCAGUGGUUUUCUCUUCGACACACACACACAAGGGAACAUCAGCAGAAGCAGCAGCAGCUACUAAAUACUUCACUCCAUCAUCUGCUGUUGUGGAUGUAAGCGCUCAAUUCCAGUUAGAAGAGCUGCUGAUAGAUGACAAAAUCUUGCAUUUCUCAUUAUUGCGGCGGCACACAGCAAACAGCAGGUUUUCAUUACUAAACUUGCUGUUUGGCAGAUCCGUGACACUGCAAUGACCUCUCUUAGGCUGUUACCUUUGCUGCACUCCCUCCUCGUCCUCCAAGUCCAUCUUUCCAGCCAGUUAGAGGACAACAAGAUCCCUGCCAGCCUGUGCACUGGUCACCCUGGUACCCCCGGCUCUCCUGGAGUUCAUGGCAGUCCUGGUCAGCCGGGGAGAGAUGGGAGGGACGGAAGGGAUGCUGCUGCGGGGGAGAAAGGACAGAAAGGGGACAGGGGAGAAGCAGGUGAGACGGGAGUGCGAGGCCUGACCGGAGACAGCGGUGACCCUGGACAAAAGGGAGAGAGGGGGGAGCCAGGAGAGUGUGCUGUAGCUCCCAAAUCAGCAUUUAGUGCCAAAUUGUCUCAGGGCCACACUUUACCCCUUAAUGUGGGUGAUGCAGUCCACUUUGACACCAUCAUGCUCAACGAACAAGGCGACUACAACAAAGAGACCGGACGCUUCACCUGCAAAGUUCCGGGAGUUUACUACUUCGCCGUCCACGCCACAGUCUACCGUGCCAGCCUGCAGUUUGACCUGAUGAAGAACGGACACGUGGUGGCUUCUUAUUUUCAGUUUUAUGGCAACUGGCCCAAACCAGCGUCCCUGUCAGGCGGCUCCCUGCUUCACCUCGUCCCUGGUGACCAGGUGUGGGUCCAGAUGGCGCUCUCAGAGUACAAUGGAUUUUACUCCAGCACCAAGACAGACAGCACCUUCAGCGGCUUCCUGGUGUACUCAGACUGGAAAAACUCUGCUGUGUUUGCAUGACAAGUGCUUACGAACAAAGUCAUAUCCCACUGAGGGAAAUGAACCACAACUAUUUGAUUUUCUAAUUGAGAAGUUCUGGAUAAAGACGAGUGAAUCUGCUGCGACGUGCUAAAGCUGUACUUGUGCAAGGAAUAAUAAUAAAAAUACAGCAUAAAAUGUGAGGUGAAUAGCACAUAGCGUACUGGUGAAGUGUGAUGUACACACACUGAGCAGUGCAGUUUAUUCUGUUCCUCACUUGCAGCCUUUAAACGGCUGAGACAGUUAAUUCUUGUAACAGAUGUUGUGACAGCGGCCGGCCAGGCAGCUCCAGGCCACAAAUUCAAACAGCCUUUAUGCAACUAUUGCACUUUGUUUCCCAUCAGUAACUACACAGCUAACACACCACAUGAAUAAAUCUUUAGAUUUUUUUUAAACCA
Amphiprion ocellaris (clown anemonefish) is the source of this 1575-nucleotide messenger RNA. RefSeq names its product C1q and TNF related 5 (gene c1qtnf5). The record is from RefSeq and is a predicted model, not a curated record. Gene Ontology annotation, molecular function: protein binding. The transcript is spliced from 4 exons. The coding region runs from base 407 to 1159 and encodes 250 amino acids. NCBI's taxonomy places the organism in Eukaryota, Metazoa, Chordata, Actinopteri, Pomacentridae.